GUGUACCUAUUUCAGUGACUUUGGGUCUCUGAAUUGUGUGUUUGGAGUUUGGAAGGUGUGUCCUAUCUUUCCCCUAGAAACCCUAAGAAACAGAUUUUUAAAUACUGUGUAGCUGUGCAGACCUGAGGCUCUUUCUUGUGCAGCAUUUGGAUUCUGGUGUGGUGGCUUCCUGGUGCAUGGGUCCACAGCAGCCUGUCAUCUUUGCUGUGAUGGAAAGGAGCAGCAGUGUUUUGUCUGUGGCAGAGUUCUCCACUCCUCACUGACCUCCUAUGUUUCAGGGCCAAAAGAGCAGCAAAAUAUGAAUUUGUAGGCUGGUGUUUGGGAUGCUGUACCCUGCAUACUACUCAUACAAAGCUGUGAAAACAAAAAAUGUGAAGGAAUAUGUUCGCUGGAUGAUGUACUGGAUUGUGUUUGCUCUUUAUACAGUGACUGAAACAAUAACUGACCUAACAGUCUCUUGGUUUCCACUGUACUAUGAGCUGAAGAUAGCUUUUGUUAUCUGGCUCCUUUCCCCAUAUACUAGAGGGGCAAGUUUAAUCUACAGAAAAUUCCUCCACCCACUGCUUUCUUCUAAAGAAAGGGAGAUUGAUGAGUACAUAGUCCAAGCCAAAGAAAGAGGCUAUGAGACCAUGGUGAAUUUUGGAAGGCAAGGGUUGAAUUUGGCAGCAACUGCUGCAGUGACAGCAGCUGUAAAGAGCCAAGGUGCAAUAACUGAGAAACUGAGAAGUUUCAGUAUGCAUGAUUUGACUACUAUACAAGGAGAUGAGCCUGUUGGACAGAGACCUUAUCAGACAUUGCCAGAAGCUAAAAAGAAAACCAGAGCCUCUACAAGUGAAUCUUCAAGUUACAAAACUCCACUGGAAAAAAAUCCUGGAGAUGAUAAAACAGAUGAAGAGAUGGAGGGGACAUAUUCAGAGGAUGAAGUGUUUGCUCAGAGAGGCCUUCGAAGAACUCAGAGUAUGAAAUCUGUGAAAACCAUUAAAGGCCGCAAAGAGAUACGAUAUGGAUCACUGAAAUACAGAGUAAAGAAGAGACCUGCUGUAUACUUUUAAGUGUACUGCACAAUGCCUGCAAGAGAAACUGCUGUACUAUAAUAACUUGAAUUCAAGUUUUAAAGAUCUGUGUACAAUUCCUAAAAUGAGUCUGUAUGAACAGAUAUGGUAGGACUUGUUUUUGUGAACCCAAGCGAUCAGAUAAAGUAUUACUCUGUUUUUCUAUAAUUGUUUAGAUUUAAAUCUGGACAAGUUACAGCAUGAAUUUCAGCACUCCUUAAAUAGGAGUUAAAUGAGGAAUAGGAAAUACUCUUUUGCCAGAGGUAUUGAACAGACUGAAAUAAUUACAACUCCAAUUGAAUUAGCAGAAGAUUUAAGUAUCUAGAGCUUGUGAGAAUUGAACCAUAGUGUCCCCAAGUUUACAUUGAAAGAUAGAUAUACUUGAAAUAUUUUUCUGAACUACAAUUCCUGAACAGGCCUUUGUGUAAUUUUUAAAUGUACAGUUUAAAGGACAGUGGAUGAUGGUGGGAAAGAAAAAGGAAAGGUGAGGUAGGUUGGAUACAUCCUUAACAUCAUCAUCUUGCAUCAUAUUGCCAAGCUUUGCAAACUGGGGGUACAUAUAGCACUUUAUGCAAAACUGUAUAGUUUUGCACACUCUUAAUGAUUUACAACUGCACAUGUCAUUUUAGUGACUUGCUAGAUAGGUUAGAGUUACAUUUUGAAUGCCAGCAAUUCUUGUAUUUUAUGAUCUUUUUAAAAUUUAUCCUGAUUCCUUAAGUACACUUAGGAUGCUGUAGAUAUUUGCUACUAACAAUAUUAUCAGGUGCCUUUCUAUGUGUUAUAGGGCUGUGUGGGUUUUGUCUGUGUGUGUGGUUUUUUUGGGGGGGUUUUGAGGGUUUUUUUGUUUGUGGGGUUGUUUUGUUUGUGUCUGUCUUACUCCAUCUAAAGAGAUGUAACAUGAUUUAAGUCAGUUUUUGGUUAAAAUUGUGGUAAGUAAAACUUGUAGCAAUUCCAGUGAUACGCCUCAGGGAUCUGAUCAGCCCAUGAGCUGUGUGUUAAAGUCAUGCUGCCAUAAAGGUAUGUAUGAUAGCUUAGUCAGGCCCUGGUUUAGUUUUGCUCUACAUUGCUUUAAGAACAAAUAUAUUUAUAUAUAUGUGUACUUCAGAACAUGUAUGAGUGUAUAUUUCAUACCAUAUGUGGAUUCUAAAAUGGCCUGUGUAGUACUUUCUUUUAUUGCUGAGGUUAUUACUAAAAUAUUUGCAUAUAAAUAGCUUCUUCUAAAAGUCUA
This is a messenger RNA of Passer montanus (Eurasian tree sparrow), 2280 nucleotides long. RefSeq names its product receptor accessory protein 3 (gene REEP3). NCBI's taxonomy places the organism in Eukaryota, Metazoa, Chordata, Aves, Passeriformes, Passeridae. The transcript has 8 exons. The record is from RefSeq and is a predicted model, not a curated record. Gene Ontology annotation, molecular function: microtubule binding. Gene Ontology annotation, cellular component: endoplasmic reticulum tubular network; endoplasmic reticulum membrane; cytoplasmic microtubule. Bases 324 to 1052 code for a protein of 242 amino acids. Gene Ontology annotation, biological process: endoplasmic reticulum tubular network organization.